Molecule: messenger RNA, 1116 nt
Organism: Rhinocladiella mackenziei CBS 650.93
Lineage: Eukaryota; Fungi; Ascomycota; Eurotiomycetes; Chaetothyriales; Herpotrichiellaceae
Exons: 2
Coding region: 1-1116 (371 amino acids)
Biological process (GO): mannosyl-inositol phosphorylceramide biosynthetic process
Molecular function (GO): mannosyltransferase activity
Source: RefSeq, a predicted model, not a curated record
AUGGAGUCGAAUCCCUCACCUCGAAACAAUAACCCUCUACAACAGUUUUAUGGCUCUCGAAAGUCAUUGCGAUGGGUGGCUUUCCUGGUGAUUGCUGCCCUGGCUACUCUAUACAUGACCGGCCAAAACUACGGACCAGUGACAACCUCGCGAAAAGCAAAAUACCUGACGCCUGCUGAAUUAAUGAAAAGACCCAUAUCGAAAGACCUUCAAACAAUACCCAAAUUGAUUCACCAGAGUUGGUCAUCGACGGAGCUCCCCGCCAAAUUUGAACGUUGGAGUACCACUUGCAGACAGCAGCACCCUGACUGGGAGUGGGUAUUAUGGACAGAUGAAGAUAAUGAUUUGUUGGUCAAGACACAUUUCCCCUGGCUGUUGAAGACAUAUCAAAGUCUUCCCAGUGUUAUCUACCGAGUGGAUUUGGUGCGGAAUUUAUACCUGUACAUGUUUGGAGGGGUCUACGCCGAUUUGGAUGUCGAAUGCCUACGACCUUCUGACGAGAUGUUCACCAAAUUCAACGUGUCCACGAUUUCCCAUGCCAAACCCCGACAUCAAUCCCAACCCCACAUGCAAAAGAGCGGUCGAAAGGCUUUCUUUGGAAGAAUGGGAGUGGACACGGGAUCUUCAAAUUCCAUUCCCAAUGCUUGGAUGGCCUCCACUCCCGGACACCCUUUUUUCCUUGUUGUCCUCGAAUCCGUCAUGAGGAGUCUUGCGGAUGGGUCCGCAGAAGGUCAAUCCCCCGAGUCGGUCACCGGCCCUGGAAGGCUGUACGACAUGAUCAAAAUAUAUCAAGAACCAGAGAGCAGAUACGAAGGAGAGAAGAUCGACAAGCAUGUCGCAAAAAACCCCACUGCUAAACAAUUCACGCCUCGAAAAGGUCUAGGCCAUUCCAUUGAGGUUCUUCAUUUCAGCUACAUCUAUCCAUACUCAUGGGAGAGAGAUGGUGAAAUUGUCCGUGAUAUCUGUUGGGCCGCAAAGAAGAGUUUCGACGCCGACCGGUGUAAGCAGUUGUUGGCCACGGAUCGUUGGCCAAGUUAUGCCAUUACCUAUUGGAGUCAUACAUGGACCGGCGACGGUCAUGACGAGGGAAACGUCCGCAAUCUUGAUGAUCGGUGA